GGUUUGCAGGAGAAGCCAACCCCCUUUAUUACGAGGGAGUCUGCUGUGUCUCUACGACAACCGGACACAAACAAAUGGGGUAUCGCUGUCUCAGCUGAAGCCACUCGGUUGCCACCUACAACAGUGCCAAGUUCAGAACUGAAUUCUACACAGAUGGGUGAAGAAUCUCAUGUCUGAAGCAACUGUGACAUCUUUCACUAUGCCCACCAAAUCCAGGAAAUCGAGGUCACAGAGUUCGAAGCCAGCCAAAAAGACUGGUAGUCCAAAAACACCCAAAAAGAGGUCCUCUAGUGCCAAACCCACCAAGACGGAGGUGGACAUCCUCAGCCCAGCAGCUAUGGAGAACGUCUACUACAUUUCCCACAAUGCAGCACAGUGUCUGGAGUUCAGAGGCUUUGGGUGGCCAAAUUCAAAGAAGAAAAAGAAGAAGAGAGCAAGACGGAAGAAGAAAAAGUAGACCAUAAAUUCUGCCAAAGUUGAGAUUUUUUUUUCUUACAAAAGGGUUGAGGGGAUCAGAUUUAACCCUCCUGUUUUCCUCACUUACGGGCACCAAAAAAUACUGUUUCUUCGUCUGAAAAAAAUGCAAAAAUUCAGCAAAAAAAUUUCCCAAAUUUCUGAAAAGUUGCAAAACCUUCAGGAAUAAAAUUCCAAUAAUUCCUUAAAAGUUUUAUUUAAAAAAAAAAAAAAUCUGAAUUUGGCAAGAAAAUUCUUGUAUUUUCAAUAAAUGAGUAAAAAUCUUCCAAAAAAAGGUCCUAAAAAUAUCUAAAGUGAUUCCAUAUACACUAUAUUGCCAAAAGUAUUUGCUCACCCAUCCAAAUAAUCAGAAUCAGGUGUUCCAAUCACUUCCAUGGCCACAGGUGUAUAAAAUCAAGCACCUAGGCUGCAGACUGCUUUUACAAACAUUUGUGAAAGAAUGGGUCGCUCUCAGGAGCUCAGUGAAUUCCAGCGUGGAACUGUGAUAGGAUGCCACCUGUGCAACAAAUCCAGUUGUGACAUUUCCUCGCUCCUAAAUAUUCCACAGUCAACUGUCAGCUGUAUUAUAAGAAAGUGGAAGUGUGUGGGAACGACAGCAACUCAGCCACCAAGUGGUAGGACACGUAAACUGACGGAGCGGGGUCAGUGGAUGCUGAGGCGCAUAGUGCCAAGAGGUUGUCAACUUUCUGCAGUCACCAGUGCACAAAGCAAGGUCCAUAAAGACAUGGAUGACAGAGUCUGGUGUGGAUGAACUUGACUGGCCUGCACAGAGUCCUGACCUCAACCCGAUAGAACACCUUUGGGAUGAAUUAGAGCGGAGACUGAGAGCCAGACCUUCUGGUCCAACAUCAGUGUGUGACCUCACAAAUGCACUUCUGGAAGAAUGGUCAAAAAUUCCCAUAAACACACUCCUAAACCUUGUGGACAGCCUUCCACUCUUCCCUCUAAGCUGCGCGCGUGCGCAAUUGGGCACUGCUGAGAUGGUCUCGCACAGAAAAAAAAAUCCAACCUAAAUUGUAAAUAAAAUAAACACGUAACAAUUCAUUCUGUGCUAUUUUUCAAUGUGAGUCAGUGAGUGACCGGUGACUGGCUGCUGCAGCCAAUGAUGCGAUUCACAUACAUAUUUACCAUAGACUGUAUAUAAUGAUAUUUACGCAGCUAAUCAACGUCAGACGUCCUUAUGUGCAGCCAUCGUUGUUCUCAUAGAUAUGAAUCAGUAGAUAGGACACGCCCCUUUGAGCUGCGUGCUACAGCGAGGCUAAGCUAGUGGGGGAAAAGUUUCAGUGCAUUCCGUUGAUGUAGACAGCGUGAAAACGGAAACAACAAGUAUGCCGGCUCACUGUGCUGCAUACAGUUACACACUACGUCAUACGAUUGAGACAAGGAAACUUGGAAUGACUUUUCAUAGGUUUCCCAGAGACUAUGGGUUGAGGAAGAAUUGGAAGUUUGUCGGCGUAGACCUGGUGUCAUUCCAUAAGUGUUAAACUUCCCGGCUCAUCUUGGAAGAGUACGUGCCAGAAAGACCACAACCAAGCAGCCUUGAGAUCUUAGGCAGCGUCUCCCUGAGGUCCCUCUCUAUCUCCCCACACAUCCACCAACCACUGGAACACAUCUCCAAAGUUCUGCUGGACCAGCUCAGCUUCCCCUCAGAAGAAGUGCUGCCACCUGCCAGAUGAAGGAGCCUUUUGAGAGGCAGCUGGCAUCGUGAUUGGACUGUACUUUGGUCUGUUCCAAUCCAGCUUCAGCUCCAGAGACGGCAGGUGGGACGAGUCAACGGAGGCCUGGUGGACGAAGGCAUGCAGCUGAGUACAAUCCAGAAAACAACAGAGGAGGAGUGCAGCGACCCAGAGCCAGAACAGAGUAUGUCUCUUAGAAAACAUCAUAGUAUAGCCUUUGGUAUGAAAAAACGCCAUCAUAUACAUCGUAUAUUGUACAAAUAACAAGUCAAAGGAAAGAGACAUACAUUGUAGAAUUGUAGUAAUUGUGGGCUGACUGAUUUACUGAUUAUCAGUAUUUUAUUUUUUACUGAUUUAUGGUAAUAAAUACAUUUAAAAAUGG
This is a messenger RNA of Amphiprion ocellaris (clown anemonefish), 2532 nucleotides long. Its product is annotated as small lysine-rich protein 1. NCBI's taxonomy places the organism in Eukaryota, Metazoa, Chordata, Actinopteri, Pomacentridae. The transcript has 5 exons. Bases 170 to 457 code for a protein of 95 amino acids. The record is from RefSeq and is a predicted model, not a curated record.